AUGGCUUCAAAUCUGCCAGAAGACUUGCUGCAAAACAUAUUCAUCUAUCUCCAGCCGGAGCUCGUCGAGUCGUACAUCGGGCCAUGCUCACGAGCGAAUCGCCCACUAUUCUCGAGUUUGGCCAAUGUCUGCAGAGCCAGCAAGACGUGCUACCGCCUAGCAAGCCCGCUGCUUUACGACACCAUCGAAAUCUACGGCACCAGGAACUAUCGCGGUAGCCAACCUGCAGUCUCGGGAUUUCGACCGCCGCCCAAGUCAAGCGGAUCAAGGUCGAGCAAUUUGCCACCACUCCGCCAAGUGCUUCGGCGGAGAGGCAAGAACACCGAUGACCCAAAAAGACCUGGGGAAGUGGACCUGCAGACACGAGAGGUAUUCGAUCACGCUAUUGGGCGCCUGGACAUUUCCCAACAGCUUCAAAGUUCUCUCCAGGAUGGCCUCUCCCAUGGUCUUGAAGAUGCGAUGUUGGCCGUUUUCCUGGCUCUAUGCCCGGAAGUGGAACAUCUGGAAAUGAUCGCAGUCUUUUCACUGAGUGAUACGCUUACCAUGGCACUUGCAAAUGAGCUCAUUGCGAACGAGAUUCAUGGCCAUACACAAGGAAGACCAUUCGGGAGAUUGCAAUCCUUGGCAAGCUCCGAACCUCAGGACACGGCGACAGACAACCCGCCGCCGCACAAUGUUUCGCCGCUCCUCACCCGUCUUUACAUUGAUAGAGGUGUUCUGGACGAUGCUGGUCUAGAACUGCUCUUCAAACUGUUUCCAAGCGUGCGAGAGCUCUCGUAUAGCGAGGGUGACAUGAUCGAGUGGAUGUUCGAAGCUGAGCGCAUUGGAGAUGGGCUUCGUCGGCAUGGUACAGGCCAGGAGAAGCUUAAGCUCGACCAGAUGGAAUUGAUGCUGGGGUAUCUGGGCGAUCCGAGCAGUCUCAGUAAGCUGAUGCACUUCAGCGUUGAUGUGUCCAUACUACUGGGCGGAUUUGAUGACGAGUCGGACACACAGUGGGAGCAAGCUCCACAGCUACUCGAUAUACUGCCGGCGUCUCUGCAGUUCUUUGGCCUGUUCUUCGGUGACCAUCAGAUGAAGGAUUACUGGUGGGUUGUUGAUCGACAACUUUCGGAACUCAUGGGAAGUGUCAGGUUCGAGGCAUUGUCCACGAUCGAGCUGCGUCGAGUGACCAAGUUUCACGAAGCCGACCUUGGGCUUGGAUGGAGCAUCGCCUGUGCAGAUGAGAAGUUCUCAAGGCUGCGACGAAAGGGAGAAAGAUGUGCCUAUUGA
Fulvia fulva is the source of this 1269-nucleotide messenger RNA. RefSeq lists its product as uncharacterized. The record is from RefSeq and is a predicted model, not a curated record. The transcript is spliced from 3 exons. Bases 1 to 1269 code for a protein of 422 amino acids. NCBI's taxonomy places the organism in Eukaryota, Fungi, Ascomycota, Dothideomycetes, Mycosphaerellales, Mycosphaerellaceae.